Molecule: messenger RNA, 1272 nt
Organism: Xiphophorus couchianus (Monterrey platyfish)
Lineage: Eukaryota; Metazoa; Chordata; Actinopteri; Cyprinodontiformes; Poeciliidae
Gene: mid1ip1l
Product: MID1 interacting protein 1, like
Exons: 2
Coding region: 223-732 (169 amino acids)
Biological process (GO): regulation of lipid biosynthetic process
Cellular component (GO): cytosol
Source: RefSeq, a predicted model, not a curated record
UUGUUUUAUUUUUUCCAGCCGGCGCUCCGGGUAUAAAACCGGGGCUAACGCUUCCAGACAACUGAGGAAACGUUCACAUUUCCUUCCCGGCGGUUUCUGUCCGGCUCCUGGCGAGACUAACAACCAAAACGGCCAACAAAGAUUCUCCUCAGGGUUUCUGGAGCUUCAGGCGAGUGUUCAACCCGAAUUUAACCAGUCUGCAGCUAAGCCUAUAAAUCCCUCAUGAUGAUGCAGAUCAGCAACGACCCGGCCAGCAACAAGCACUCUCUCCUCAACGUCAUGCACCGCUUCAUGGCAGCUGCCAACAACAUGGACGAGACCAUCAUGGUGCCCAGCCUGCUCAGAGACGUUCCCCUGGAGGAGCAGGCCAACAAUAAUAACAACAACAACGACGACGACGUGGCAGAGUCCCAGGUGGCCAGCAACAAGCAGAGGGACAUGUACGAACACUACCUGCUCCUCAAGUCCAUCAAGAACGACAUGGAGUGGGGUUUGCUGAAGAGGGAGAUGAGCAGCGGCGCCAGCUUCCUGGAGAUCGCCGUGAAGCAGGAGGAAGAGGAGCAGCCAUCGGUGAAGGGGGAUCUGGCUGUGCAGGACAACGCUGACCUGGAGCAUCAGUUUCAUUAUCACCUCAGAGGACUGUUUGGCGUGCUGUCCAAGCUCACGCUGCAGGCCGACCACCUCACCAACAGAUACAAGAGAGAAAUCGGAGGAGGGAACUUCAUGAGAUAGAAGUCUCUCUCUCUCUCUCUUGCACUGGACUGCUUUGACUUUUUGUAAGAAAUCUUAUCUGACCAGGGCGCUCUUUGUUUUCACUCCUCCUCUGCACUCCACCUGCCACCUGAAACCAGUGAUGCCAGACCUCUGUAUUCAGUGCUUGGUGGAGGUUUCCUCACUUUUCUUUUUUUUUUUUCCAGCCAGAUGACGCACAGCUUUGGUUUCUACAGAACCUUACCAAUCACCUUGUUUCAGGUUCAGACAUGUUUGUGAAUAAAAAGGUUCCUACCUGUAGGAGAUGUUGAAUGCUGGUUGUUCUGCCCAUCCUCCUUCUUUAAUUUAUCUUAAAGCUGAGCUGAAGGGCUCUUACCUGUACAAAGUUUAAUUCCUUCCACUUGUUGGUGUGCCUUGGCUUCAUACCGUUUCUACUGCUGCCCUGAUCAGGUCAUUGUGACGUUUUAACAGCUCAAUGUUUGUCCUUGUAUUUCAAAAUCAGUUUUAUAUUGAUGCAUAAAAUGCAUUACAGCUGAAAUAAAUGGCAAUGUUUUAAAAUUG